GAGAGGAGCAAGCAACACGUGUUUAUUUUGUUUGUUUUUUUCAAUCAUUAGGUUUGCCGAAAACCUUAUGCGUCAUCAGAUCGCCAAUUGGAAUUUCAGUUAUUCUUAGAAAUAGAAAUCAUUUACAUUUAUAAUUAGUAUUCGAUUGCGAGUGUGUAAGAUUAUAAUUCUAAAUUUUAUUUCCGUUUUUAAGAGAUAUUUCUGAAGCAAUUCUGGAAUUUAUCUAGUCAGAUGAUGAAAUUAAGAUUAAUAUUGACUCAGACAUGUCGCCAAAGUAGCAAUAAGUACUCGUAACAUGGUAGUCAUAAAGUCAUGUCAUGAUCAAAGCUAGAUCCGCCCAGAAAGCAAGUAGCGCAAUUGGAUGCAAAUUUAAAGAAAGUCUAGUUCACUACUUUUUGAAUAUAAAAUGGCAAAUCCUGAAGCUGAAACCCAACAACAAACUACUGCUAGUCCAGAAAUGAAGAGUGAGUUUCUGGAAAAAGUGUCAGAACUCCCUGCUAUGAGUAGUGCUAUGGAAUAUGGCUCUGCUGUGUACAAUCAAGUGAAAGGAUUAAAUAGAUUUACUUCAGCUGCUCUUACUGCUGCUGAAUCAACAGCUCUUUAUCUUGCUGUAACUGCUAAACCAUUUUUGGAAAAAGUGCAACCACAAGCUAAAGUCAUUGAUCAACUUGCUUGCAAAGGUUUAGUUGCCAUGGAAGAAAAAGUUCCAUUUCUUACGAUGCCUCCAGAACAACUUGUUGAAGAAACAAGGAAAAUAACUUCUUCUACUCUUGACUUUGCUAAUCAAAAAGUGGAUGAUAUAAAAACCUAUGGCACUGAAACUUUAAAUAAUGUUAAAAGCUAUGGUGUAGAAACUGCUUCUAAAGUUUUGAACCAAACUGAAAACUUGGUUGAUGCCUAUUUACCUCCAGCUUUUGGUGAAGGAUCUCCUGAAGCUUCAACUCAAAGUUCCUCUAUGUAUGAUCGGGCUUCUAAACUAACCAGCAAAAUUGGAUUACGUUUGUAUGGUCAUGGUGUGGAGCGUGUUAUGGUUGUCCAUCGUGUUUCAGAGGAAUAUGCUUCAAAACUGUCUUACAUUCUUGAACUUGUUAAUCAGCUAAAACAAAAUGUGGCCAAUAAAUCUGUACAGGAAGUUGUUGAUGAAGCCAAAUUGAAAGCAACUUGGGUUUGGGAUGAACUGAACAAAGAACCAUCUGCAUCUGACGAAGCUGAAAAGAGUCUUGAACAAAGAGCACUUUCUCUGGCCCGUAGAACAACUUCAGUUCUUGUACAUGUUUACACUACAUCAACUUUACCUCUAGCUUCCCUUCCCUCAACCUAUCAGGAUGGUGUUCAAACUGCUCAAAGAUAUGCCACGGAACUUUUCACCCAACUUGAUCAGGCUACUAAUGCUGGUGAAAUAACAAUAAAUUUGUUACAAACAGUUCGACAAAAAGUUGCUUCAUUGGAAGAAGUUAUUCAAAGUUUGAAAUCCCAAGAAAUUGAAAUGGAGGAAAUGAAUCAAGAAAAUGUUGCUAAGGGUCAUGAAGCAGAAGAUAAAACUUCUUAAACAUAAAAGUGAACAUGUAUAGUUAGUGUUAAAUGUUUCAAUAUUUUAAAGAAAUUUUCUAUUGUAUUUUUAUAAUAAUAAAAUGUUUUUGUAUUGUA
This is a messenger RNA of Parasteatoda tepidariorum (common house spider), 1647 nucleotides long. RefSeq names its product perilipin-3. Lineage: Eukaryota; Metazoa; Arthropoda; Arachnida; Araneae; Theridiidae. The record is from RefSeq and is a predicted model, not a curated record. Gene Ontology annotation, biological process: positive regulation of triglyceride storage; lipid storage. Gene Ontology annotation, cellular component: cytosol; lipid droplet.